This is a messenger RNA of Agrilus planipennis (emerald ash borer), 5268 nucleotides long. RefSeq names its product potassium voltage-gated channel protein Shab-like. Gene Ontology annotation, molecular function: delayed rectifier potassium channel activity. Gene Ontology annotation, cellular component: voltage-gated potassium channel complex; membrane. NCBI's taxonomy places the organism in Eukaryota, Metazoa, Arthropoda, Insecta, Coleoptera, Buprestidae. The record is from RefSeq and is a predicted model, not a curated record. Bases 3822 to 4847 code for a protein of 341 amino acids. Gene Ontology annotation, biological process: potassium ion transmembrane transport. The transcript is spliced from 2 exons.
AUUUAGUUCUGGUGCCGCCAUCUAUGUGUCAGGCCGGGGACUUUUCAAUUGACCCUAUACUUCCUGGAAUUCGCUAUACAUAAAUUAUAUUCCGGAUAUUUAAUAUAUAUAGGAUUACUCUGAAUUAGUGACGAGUAAAUUGAUCUCGGUCUUGUAGUCCAAGACCAAAACUGUCUUUAUACUAACAAUACCAAGAUUGAGACCGAGACUAUGUUUUGCUCAUCAGUAGUCUGCAUGGAUCUGAAAACGCUUUCAACGGAAUUUUUAUGGCUUACGAUUUGUACAAAUUUUUUCUUUCAAUUUUCUUUUCUACACAAGACAUAGAAUGCUAUUGGUGGUGGUAAAAUAUGCAUAAAAUAUAAAUGCGCCACAUCAAAUCACGAUAAAUCAAUUCAAAGCGUUAUUUACUGAAUAUUACGAGGCAUCGAUUUGUGUAAAAGAAAAAGCUUAUUGUAGAUACAGUUGUUCUUUAAAUUUAAAUACGUACAUGUUCCAUGUAUUUGUAUGGUUCAAAAGUUUCAAUUCGUUUACUGUGGUUUCAGGGUUUUUCUUUAAAAUCAGCUUUAAAAUUAAUGUACUACGUGGGUUUGUUUAUUAGUACGUACAAAGAUAAUAAAAUAAAUACUAAUAUAAAAUCCGUAAAGCGUUUUGGUUAAGGGAUUAUUAACAAUUGAAUGAAUUGACUUCAAAAGGGUAUUAUCUGUCUAUAUCGCGGGGUUUUUCAGUUUGAUGCCUGUGUCCUGUCCACCGAUAACAAAUCCGUAUAUUUAAUGUAGACGUACAGUGGUGUUAUUGAUAAUUGACAGGGAAGAAAUAGGUAGCCAAUUUACGAACACUAGAUUGUAAUCUUUAUUCUCCUGCUAAACGAUUAAGUAUCCCAAUGAUGAAGUUAUAAAACGAUAGGGGAGAUUGUGGUGAUGUACAGAUACAUCGAACGACGUUUAGAGCGUGGAAUUAGGAUUUUAAGAAACUGGAAUUACGUUUUUAUUGUUACUUAUAGUAGGUUUGAACAUUUUCUCGAUUAUUUAGCUUUAAAUAGUUUAUAAAUGUUAGGAUCAACUACUGUGUUUAUGUUUAUAAUCGAUACGAAUGUCGUUUCUAUGUCAAAUUAAAAUUAUUAUUUCGAGAUACUACAAACAAUAGGAGAAAUGACAUUAACUAUUAUUUUCUUUUAUGAACUUUAGGCUUUCCGAGGGUAUAAAAAUAAUUGUAAGCUUCCUUAUCUUUUUCUCAAAGCGUAGUAGAGGAUGUAAUAGCUGAGUGCGAGAUCUGGUGAGUAAGGUGGGUGUAAGGGUAUAGUCCAUCCGAAGUCGUAGAUAAAUCCGUUACACAUACGAUAGUUUUCGAUAAGUUUUGAUUUCGAAUUUCAUUUUCAUAAAAAGAAAUUACGCUUCAAACUUCAGCAGCAGCGUACACACCAAUUUGAUUCUUAUUUGACGUCAUCAGCACCGGCCAGUAUGCUGAGUUAUAUUUCGGAACACACCCAUCUUCCUGGUUAGAUCAUAGGUUAGUAUUCGAGAAGACACCAAGUUGGUUCAAUUCCAGGUCCUCUGGCUUUGGUCCUAAUUUUUUGCAGUUUCUUGGAUUUUCUUUUACGUCCUUCUUUUUUUUUCUGUCUCUAUUUCAUCCGUCUCAUCAGUCUCUCUUCAACCAUCACGCAUCCAUUCCCACGAUUCCCAACUAAAGACGGUUUCCGGUUUUGAACAAGUAGUUUCUUAUUUUUUUCUUGUAUUUUCAAUUUCCCACAUAGGUACCUUUUAAUUUUUAACAAAAGAGCAAUUUCAAAAUAGAAAUGAUGAACAAAAUCCCUUGUCCAUUUUCAAUUAACAUGGCUGUACUGAUAAAUAUUUCGAAUGCAUAUAUAUAUUUUUACGUAUAUACCUCCACCCUAAACACAUCACGAAAAAAAUAAUAACUAUUUAUUUGUGGUUCGAUGUACAUUAUUGACUUCAUUAAUGUAAAAAAUGGUGGUUCUUUUAUUUCGUUGGCAGAAAAUGUUGUUGAAUGCACAAGUAAUUUUAAUACUGACUUGCAUGAUUGUAUGUAUAUUCCUAAAUACCUACCCUUAAAAUAUUAGAAUGUUAUUAUUACCCAUAUUAGUUAAAAAAAAAUACCGUUUACGUACUAACACGUUGUGUUAAAAUGUAGUGAUAAUUACAUAGUUUUCAUUACUUCAAACGCGUGCAGUAGAAAACGUAAAAUUCCAGAGAAGGUCUACAAAAAGGAAUUACAUAAAUUUUGUGUGCUGUAAAAAUGCCUUUGUUGUUUAACUUUUAAAUAUGUACAUAAAUAUGCAAAUGUAAUUCAAAAAAAUACUUUUUUUUAAGUAAAAUCCAGGAUAUUUUUAUUAAUAACUAAUAGAUUUAUUAAAAGGUGUAAGAUAUCUUGCCAUUACUUAUAAUAGUUUUUGAAAUUUUUUAUAUAACGUGGAUUUUCCUUAAAAAGUAGGAUAGUUUUAUCUUAAAAUUUUUACGUUAUAUGUUUUUCUUAUUUUUAACUGCAAUUCGAGGAAUUCGAAGAGUUGUGGUAUAAAAGUGUUUAAUUUGUAAGAAUAACAUUUUCUUCAUAACUGUUGUAGAUCAAAAAAAUCGAACAGCAAGAGAAGAUGGCGCAUGAUAUUCGGAUUUUUUAAUUAUUAUUAUCCUUAUUUAAAGUGAUGGUGAUGGGCAAAAGCGACAACCAGAUUCUUAGCUAUUUCGAACCUAAAAUUCAAUGUUUCUCUUAGCAAGUCUGCAGUUUCUUUACAUUUUGUUACAAUUUAUUGCAAUGUAAAAGUGUUUUAGUAACUUAGUGGCAAAAUCAAACUCCCUAUUAUUUGGUAUUUGUUACAACUAUGAAAACAACAAAUACACCGUACAUUUAUUGUUGAGAAUUUACGUAACAAUGUGUAAACAACUGGCUAGGCUCGCUUUGAUUAGCAAUGAGGUUCAAAUCUCCUACAACACACAUGUACAAAUACUGUUUCUAUUAAUUUAAUAAUUAAUAAUUUCUGUAAAAUACACCUUUCUGUGCUUUCUUGUUUCGCUAACUUUUCAGGUUAUUUAUUAAUUAACACCAGCUUGAGUCUUUAUGUGCUUAACCAAUGAACAAAACACCGUUUUAUUCUGUGGUAAUGGUAACAGAAAGAAUAUACAUUUAUGACUUAAACUGAAAGGUUUCCAUUAGUGUAAGGCAUACGCCCGUUUAUGACCACGCACAUAAACAAAAUUCUAUUAGGAAUAUAAUAUCUUGUGGCUUUCUCAUUUAGUUUUCGAAAACAGGCAUAUGUACAUCAAAUGAUCCAAAUAAAAACAGUGACGACUCAUGAGCACACUGAUUGAAUGAAAAAAAGCAUCGGCUACAGAACAGUUUUCUGUUUGUAGACUGCCUGUAGGUACCUACUAUUAAAAAAAAAAAAUUUUUUGAUUUUUUCGAUUUGCUAAUUGAACAUCCUUUCAAUUUUUAUGAGUUUACUCCAAGCAUUUUCGAAAAGCUGUAAUAAGUCCAAAAUUGAAUCUUGAGUUGUCACGAUUCUCGAACAUCAUAAUUCUACUGAAACUGUUUGUUCAAUAAAUUUAUCAAUAAAUAUAGGUCACAGUUUCGGUAGAACAUAUGAGCGGAUUACAGAAAAUCAUUUCAACUCAACUUUAAGGUUAUUGCUCAUUGCAGUUUCCCAAAGAUGUGUAUUGUGGACUCGCCUUGAAACACCCUGUAUAUCCUUUGCUAUAACCAUUACCGCGGAAAGGGAUGGUCACCCUAAAUAAUACGCUUGUAUCUAUUAACAUUUACUAAUGAAUGUUCUGCUAAUGGCGGCUCCCAAAAAGUGUUCCUUCGAUCGAUGAAUGAAGAUGAAUAAUAAUAAGAAGGCUUUCGCUGUGGACAAAAUAAAAAACAAAAAAAAAAAGUCAGAGACUUAUUUGGUGAUCGCGCAGCAUCGUAAUCAAUCAUUAUUUUCUAAUAAAUUGCAGGUGAUCGCCAUCGUGUCGAUCCUGUUCAUAGUGGUAUCGACGGUAGCCUUAACCCUUAACACUAUACCAAGUUUCCAAGUCAACGACGAGAAAGGUAACUUACAAGACAACCCUCAGUUAGCAAUGGUAGAGGCCGUUUGCAUCACGUGGUUCUCGUUAGAAUAUAUACUGCGAUUUAGUGCGUCGCCCAACAAGUGGAAAUUCUUUAAGGGUGGACUAAACAUAAUCGACUUGUUAGCUAUUUUGCCGUAUUUUGUGUCAUUGUUCCUUUUGGAGACGAACAAGAACGCGACCGAUCAGUUCCAAGACGUACGUCGGGUCGUUCAGGUGUUUCGGAUAAUGCGAAUCCUCAGAAUUCUAAAGUUAGCACGUCACUCGACCGGCUUGCAAUCGUUAGGUUUCACCCUGCGCAAUUCUUACAAAGAACUCGGUCUCUUAAUGCUCUUCCUCGCUAUGGGAGUCUUGAUAUUUUCGAGUUUGGCGUAUUUCGCGGAAAAAGAAGAGCCAGGUACAAAGUUCAUAAGCAUACCGGAGACGUUCUGGUGGGCAGGUAUAACCAUGACCACUGUUGGUUACGGGGAUAUCUACCCGACGACGCCACUGGGCAAGGUCAUAGGAAGCGUGUGUUGUAUUUGCGGAGUCCUGGUGAUCGCUUUGCCCAUUCCCAUCAUUGUUAAUAAUUUUGCCGAGUUCUAUAAAAAUCAGAUGCGAAGGGAAAAGGCCCUCAAACGAAGGGAGGCGCUAGAGCGCGCUAAACGCGAGGGCAGCAUUGUCUCCUUCCACCAUAUCAACUUAAGGGAUGCGUUUGCGAAAAGCAUGGACCUCAUUGAUGUCAUCGUAGAUACAGGUGAAAAGACUGCUCUUAUUGGUGGAAACGAAGACAAUCGCCGAAACUCCUAAAAGUGCUGUGUUGGAACCGCAUGUUCACGCUUCAUUCGUAUUUUUGUUCUCCUUCUACUCCUUCUAUAGUUAUAUACACCGCAAAAUGACACGUAAUAUAAAAAUUAUAAUAAAAAAAGAACUACUUAUUACAUAAGUACAUAAUUAUUAUAAAAAAAUAAAAGUACUUUACUCUAAAUAAAACAUACGUAAUAAAAGUACCACGUGCUUUUCGUCACAAUCACACCAAAAAAAAGCAAUAAAUCAAUCAACCGGUUGACGUAAAGUCAUCAUUAGCACUGCCUGUCUUGUAUGUGUACCAAAACUCAAAAACCAGAACAAAAAAAAAAGAAUGUUCGGUCUCGACCCGUAAAAAAAACUCAUCGAACGGCGUGUCUCUUAUUGCUGAUGCAAAAUAUUGUAUCGUCUGACUAGGGCACAA